GGCCCACAGAUCCACCAAUUCUUGGGGCCGAGCUCCGAAGAAACCUCCGCCGCCUUCCCAGAGCUAUGGCGAACGUAGCUCUUAGGGACGACAAGGAGGAGAGCCGCCAGAGUACCGACUCUGAUGGCUCCGAGCCGUUUCUGCGGCCGGGGGGCGCCUUCGCCGCCACCAUCUGCCUCUCGAAGGCGGCCAUCGGCGCAGGGGUGCUGUCCAUUGCCGCGCACUGCGGUGAGGUGGGCGCGGGGUUCCAGGCCAUGAGCCUCGUAACGGGCGCCUGGCUCACCGUGUGGAGCAUUGAUAUGAUCGCGCGGGUCUGCAUCGAGACCGGGCGCUGGAGCUUUGAGGAUCUCUGCGAGCUGGUGCACCCCGCCUUCGCGGCGCUCACGGGCUUCAUCAACGCCAGCAUGUGCGUCGGAUGCGCGGCGGCGUAUCUCAUGGUGGCGGGGCAAGUUUAUCAGGUCCUUUUGGACGCCGACGACAAAGCGCGGGCCCGUUUUGUGGUCUUCGUCGGGGUCUUCUUGUGUGGGCCAUUGGCCCUGGCGCGGCACGUGAGCUUCAUGCGGCAUUUGGCGGCCUGCAGCAUGGUCGCGUUGUUGUUCCUGGUGGUUUCGGUGGCCUGGUUUGCGGGCACGCGCGGCGUGGCGGAGAGCGUGACCAAGGAGAACUUUCUGGAAGGUGUGGAGAAUGCCACAGUCUUCACCCGCGUGAACUCCCUGAACACCGUGGUCUUCGCCUACACCAACCAGUUCAACGCCCCGCAGCUGCUGGGGGAGAUCUCGGAGCCCAAAGAGCUCAACAUGGCCGCUGCGGCCAGGUGGAGCUCCCUGCUGAGCUUGGUGCUUUAUAGCAUGGCCUCUGUCUUAGGGGUCUUGGCCUUCGGCGUGAACCAGAAGGACACCUUGGUCCUGGGCCUCAGCCCCGCGCGGACGGAGGCCUACGUCCAGCUCUGCUUGCUGGCGGUGAUGUUCAGCUCCCUCAUGACCAGGCUAGCACUCUUCAGUCACUGCGGGUGGGGCCAGAGGUGCUUUCAGUUCCACGUCUACCCGGUGCGACAGUUCGUGGCAUACUUGGUGCGAAAGCUCCGCGGCCGAAAGGCAACUCAGGAGAAGGACGUGAUGUACCUGGGCCAGUCGUUGACACGGUGGCUAGAUAUACUCUGCGCAUUGACGACGGUGGUUUUGGCGAUUCUCGUGGCAGUGGUCAUGACGAGCCUGCGCAGUGUCCUGAAUUUCAUCGGGGCAUUUGCUUCUUCCUACAUCUCGUACAUCGUGCCUCCGGUGUGCCUGCUCGCCCUGCGCGGGCAGAAGGACUUCUGGUCGGCUGAGAUGGCGCCUGUGGUGCUCUUCGCUGUGGGCGCCUUCUUUUUCAUAUUUGGCACCUACGCGGCCGUCGUUUCAUAGGGCUGUCGUUUUCUGCGCGUGUACAUCAAUAAGACCCCCAAAAGGGCCCAGGAAGCCGGAAAGGGCAGUUCUAGUCACGAAUCUGCCGGCGGCGGCUUCAAUCCAACCGCGGAAGUGAUGCCAAAAGGCACCCCGCGAGUUUCUUUCUUGCAGUUAUUUCUAUUCUUCUAUUCGAGGAUGUUAUUGAUACCAACCACCAAUAGGUUAUUUCUAUUCGAGCGCUCGCCAUUCGCGUGGCCUUUGCAACAUGCAUAUCCGCCCGCGCUUUGCGACGGCUGAUGGGCC
Effrenium voratum is the source of this 1685-nucleotide messenger RNA. The record is from the annotation of a GenBank genome assembly. Lineage: Eukaryota; Dinophyceae; Suessiales; Symbiodiniaceae.